AUGGCGACUCCGUCGUCUUCCGCCACGUCGCCAUCCCCACCUAUGGCGUAUCUUGCUCCAACUUCCGGCCCCAUGCAACCCCCCUCCUCGAACUCUGGGGACCCUCAGGAGAGAGAACAGAGGAAGAAAGCAGUCCAGAAGUUCUUGGCAAGGGCGGAAAUUUCAAUGGUAACUCGCGCCCUAAGAGCACGCCUCUCUUAUGCUUCCUAUAAGGCUACACAUAACAUCCCUCACGUUCCUUUGCGUGAUCUGGAGGCUCAGACCCAGAGCCAAAGUCAAUCCGCUUCAUUUUCCCGCACCAUCGCCGCCAAACGUAAGGCCGCCGGAACUACGAACUCCUACAAUAAUCCAGCCACACAAGGUUCCAGUAGCGCCGGCGCCAGUAACCCAACCCGGAGAGGGGGAUCGGGGGCCAUGGCUCCCCCGUCAAUAUCUACGCCACGGUCACACUACCCGUCCUAUAUGAAUGCACCAUCCAGCUCCGCGGGCUACGCCGCAGCAGAGGUGGCUUCCGGUUCCAAAAUCACGAACUAUACUCCGACCCUGUAUACUUCCAUCUUAGCUCCCCCACCGUCGAAGCAGGCUCGCACUAUCCAUAACGUUCAUGAUCCACCCGUUCCUGCACCAACGCGUCCCGCUCCCUCACCACGCCCACGCGCUCCCAAGGCGUCGCCAAGGACUGAUCCUCGUGGUGGGCAUGGCAAAGGACGUCAGUCGGACAAGGCCACGAAGGCUGCCAGCUCUCCCGACAGACGUAAAGCAAAACGCGCUUCUGCAGGCAAGGGUAAGCAAAAGCAACGUGCAGGGAUGGAUAUAGACGUCGAUGGGGACGUGGAUAUGAAGGCAGCUGCUACAUUGACCUCCCUUCUCCUGCAUCAUCGACCCUCAAUCACUGGGAGUGCAUCGUCUCCAAGGUCUAGCAUUGAUGGGUCGGAAGCAUCGACGUUCUCGUAUUCUCAUUUUGCUCAAAGUUCCGCCAGAACUACAAACGCAUCGCAACCGCCUCCUCCUCCUUCCUCUGGAUCUUCUGCUUCUGUUGGCGCAGAACCAUCUUUCCGACAGCAAACUCCUCCUCCCCUGCCUUCGAGUGCUCCACUUGCGACUACUCCACGUCCUGCUCCUACCGACAACGAGGCGGCGGAUCUAAUGUUGUUUCUAGCGACAUCCCCCUCGCCCGUGAGGCCCUCUAACAAAGACUCUAAGGACCUCGCAGCCUACAGGGCCUUGAGUGGGGGCACAGGGCCGCUUCGUUCAAAAGGCAGGGUCCUCUUCCCUUCAGCAGCUGGAGACGCACCUCCAGAUAAUUCUGCUGCCGCUGGUAGCUCUUCUCCGAAACCAGCGUCGACACUGCUGAGAGGAGGUGAAGGUGGUAGCUUCACAUCCAGCAUCUCUAGCAUUGGUGGCGAAAUGGCGGGAAGGGCAAGAAGUCUUGAAGCUCAACCAGCGCGUGUUGCUUCGUCCUUUGUGUCCCCUUCUCCCGCGCAGCUUCUGCCUCCUCCCCCUUUCCCCUUGCCAGUGGCUUCGGCAAGCCCGGUCCCACGGAAGGACCGUGUUCCAAGUCCCAAGCCCAACUUUGGACAAGGAACUUUAGAUUUUAAUUUCCACGAGUUUAUCCACGCUUCUCCUUCCCCAUCCCGAGGACUCGUCGUUCAGGGAAAUAAGUCCAACCUUGGUCUCCGGGCCGAUGUUGGUAGAAAGCUCUUUGAAGAAGAGCAAAUGCGUCAUCAUUUGAAUAUUGCACAGAGUCCUGGGACGAGACAGGAUGAGCGGGCCCUUGGUGCAGGUAUUGACUUGGUUCAAAGUUGA
Molecule: messenger RNA, 1806 nt
Organism: Laccaria bicolor S238N-H82
Lineage: Eukaryota; Fungi; Basidiomycota; Agaricomycetes; Agaricales; Hydnangiaceae
Exons: 2
Coding region: 1-1806 (601 amino acids)
Source: RefSeq, a predicted model, not a curated record